AUGACAUCUCGGCAGAGAAUUCUCCCCCGGGUGAGUCACUUGCUGCCCGUUGUUUCCUACGCACGCAUCUUCCGAUAUGCCAAACCCUCGGAAUACUCGCUGCAGAUCAUCGCCAUCUUCGCUGCCGUCGCUUCUGGUGCCGGCAUAGCCCUCCAGAAUCUCAUCUUUGGUGACUUCAUCACCACCGUCACCAAGUUUUCAACCGACCGUCUGUCCCCUGCCGAGUUCCGCGAUGAUGCCGCUCGGCUGGCCCUCUACUUUGUCUACCUCGGAGUUGGCAGGUUCUUCUUGUCGUACAUCUACAAUUCACUUUUGACAUAUGCCGCACACUGCAUUACUCGAAACAUUCGUCGCGAGUACCUUGCAGCGGCGUUGAGGCAGGAGGUUGCAUUCUUCGAUCUCGGUACUGGCGGUUCCGUCGCAACUCAAGCUACCUCGAACGGUCGUCUGAUACAUGGUGGCAUCAGCGAAAAGUUAGCUCUGACUUUUCAAGGACUCUCUGCCUUUGUUACAGCCUUUAUCAUUGCCUUUGUUGUUCAGUGGAAACUCACACUCAUCUGUCUCUGUAUUGCUCCGGCUACUCUUCUGGUUAAUGGAGCUGCCGCAGGGAUAAUGGCUGGCUAUGAGACCCAGAUCCUGACCUUCCAUGCCCAAGCCAAUUCCUUCGCCGAGGGCAUUCUAUCUAGCGUGCGAACUAUCCACGCGUUUGGGAUGAGAGGCCCUCUUGUCUCCAAGUUUGACCAAUACCUUGCCGAUGCUCAUGCCGUUGGUAAGAAGAUUUCGCCCCUUUUCGGUCUUCUUCUUUCCACCGAGUAUUGUAUCAUCUAUUUGGGUUAUGGACUCGCUUUCUGGCAAGGCGUUCGGAUGCUUGCGAGAGGAGAGAUUGACGAACCAGGAGAGAUCUUUACGGUUCUCCUGUCGGUAAUCAUUGCCGCCACCAACUUGACGAUGCUCGCCCCGUAUUCGAUCGACUUUACCCGAGCCGCGACCGCGGCCGCCAAGCUAUUCGUGUUGAUCGAUCGAAACUCCCGCAUUGACCCUUUGGCGAGCACUGGAGAGCAGCCUUCCGAAAGCAUCAUCGGAGAAGUCGAGCUGAACAACAUCACCUUUUCAUACCCUACGCGUCCGGGUGUCACUGUCCUGGAUGAUUUCUCCCUCAAGGUUCCUGCUGGAAAGGUCACCGCCCUCGUGGGUCCAUCAGGCUCCGGCAAGAGUACCAUCAUUGGCCUUCUCGAACGAUGGUACAACCCUCACUCCGGCAGCAUCAAAAUCGACGGCCGACCUAUCGAUGAUCUGAAUCUCCACUGGCUUCGAAAGCACGUCCGCCUCCAGGCCCUUGAUAAGGCAUCCAAGGGUCGCACCACCAUCGUUGUUGCGCAUAAACUUGCUACUAUCCAGAAGGCUGAUAACAUUGUUGUCAUGACGGAUGGGCGCAUCGUGGAACAAGGCACUCACGAGUCUCUAAUCCAGGCUGAUGGUGUGUACUCAAGGCUUGUCAAGAUUCAGGACCUAUCCGUCGAUGAUGAUGAAUCCGUAUCUUCAACAGAUGAAACCAACGUUGCUGGCAACACCAGAGGAGAUACUCUCGAGAUCUCGAAGACCUUGACGAACCAUUCAGCUUUGGGCACCAGUACCGACCAAGAUCGGGACAACUAUGCUCUUCACAAGCAACGGGGUAUUUUGUAUGUCCUGGCACGCCUUGUUCGAGACACUCCGGAACUCCUUUGGCCGUACUUCUUCACGCUGGCUGGAUGUCUCCUGGGUGGCGCAAUGUUCCCGGGUCAAGCCAUCCUCCUGGCCAAUGUCAUUGACAUCUUUACCCUCACAGGCUCCGAGAUGGAACGUCAAGGCAACUUUUACGCCAAGAUGUUCAUCGUUCUCGGCGGUGGCUGUCUUUUCGCCUAUUUCGCCAUCGGCUACGCAACCAACAUGAUCGCCCAUCAGCUAAGCCACAAGCUGCGCAAGCAAAGUCUUGAUGACAUGCUCCGACAAGACCUCCAGUUCUUCGAUCGAGACGAAAACACCACAGGGGCGCUCGUCAGCCGUGUGGAUUCCAACCCGCAAUCGAUUCUUGAGCUCAUGGGCUACAACGUCAGCCUGAUCCUCGUGUGUGCCUUGAACGUGACUGCCUGCAGCAUCCUCGCUAUCGUUCACAGCUGGAAUCUCGGGUUGGUCGUUGUUUGCGCUGGUCUUCCUCCUCUGGUUGGUGCCGGCUACCUGAAGAUUCGAUGGGAUGCCAAGAUCGGCCGCGAUAUAUCUGAACGCGAUGGGUCCAGCGCCUCCAUUGCCUCGGAAGCUAUCUCGGCCAUUCGAACCGUGUCUUCUCUUGCCAUCGAGGAAGUCGUGCUCAAAAGGUAUAGUGCUGAAUUGGAUCACGCUGUAGCUGAUUGCAGACGCCCGCUGUUCACCAUGAUGGUGUGCUUUGCCUUUACGCAAGCCAUCGAGUAUUGGUUCAUGGCUUUGGGCUUUUGGUAUGGUUGUCGCUUGUUGUCCUUCGACAAGAUCACCAUCUAUGAGUUUUUCGUCGCCUUUCUUGGCGUCUUCUUUGCUGGACAAUCGGCGGCUCAGCUUUUCCAAUACUCGACGAGUAUCACUAAAGGCAUCAAUGCUGCCAACUAUGUCUUUUGGCUCAAGGGACUACAACCAACGAUUCAAGAGACUGACGAGAAUCGAAAGAACGGACCGAGCUCUGGAGGUACAUCAGUUGAUCUCGAUGAGGUCCGGUUUUCCUACCCUCUCCGACCCAGCAUCCCAGUUCUCAGGGGUCUCAAUCUCUCGAUCAAGAAGGGUCAGUUUGUGGCGUUUGUUGGUGCUUCUGGCUGCGGAAAGUCCACCAUGAUUGCCCUCCUUGAGCGAUUCUACGAUCCUUCAACUGGCUCCAUCAACAUCGACAAGUCACCCCUCGUGUCUCUUAACCCAAGGCUUUAUCGAAAAUUGGUCGGCCUCGUGCAACAAGAGCCAGUCCUCUUUCAAGGAUCGAUCCGCGAGAACAUUGCCCUCGGCAUUGAUGAUCCCGUAGUCAACACUUCGCCCUCUGUUGAAGCGCCUCACGUCUCCGACGAGAAGAUCGAGUCCGCUCUCCGUGCCGCCAACGCCUGGGAGUUCGUCUGUUCCCUCCCCGAAGGCCUUUCCACGUCUGCUGGUUCAGGGGGCACACAGCUUUCUGGUGGCCAACGACAACGUAUCGCCAUUGCAAGAGCAUUGAUUCGCAACCCAAAGAUUCUGCUCCUUGACGAAGCGACGAGUGCUCUUGACACGAAGAGCGAAAAGGUCGUACAAGCUGCGCUAGCUGAAGCUGCCAAAGACAGUGAUAGGAUUACUAUUGCUGUCGCGCAUCGUCUCAGCACCGUCAAAGACGCGGAUGCCAUCUGUGUGUUCCAUAAGGGGAAGAUUGAGGAGAUGGGAACGCAUGAGGAGCUGAUUGCGACCGGUGGUCUCUAUCGCAAGAUGUGCGAAGCCCAGGCCUUGGAUUAG
Molecule: messenger RNA, 3474 nt
Organism: Fusarium vanettenii 77-13-4
Lineage: Eukaryota; Fungi; Ascomycota; Sordariomycetes; Hypocreales; Nectriaceae
Exons: 7
Coding region: 1-3474 (1157 amino acids)
Biological process (GO): transmembrane transport
Cellular component (GO): membrane
Molecular function (GO): ATP hydrolysis activity; ATP binding; ABC-type transporter activity
Source: RefSeq, a predicted model, not a curated record